Messenger RNA from Clarias gariepinus (North African catfish), 11673 nucleotides. It is a transcript of the gene tenm3, whose product is annotated as teneurin transmembrane protein 3. Gene Ontology annotation, molecular function: protein heterodimerization activity; cell adhesion molecule binding; protein homodimerization activity. The transcript is spliced from 32 exons. Gene Ontology annotation, biological process: neuron development; heterophilic cell-cell adhesion; signal transduction. The record is from RefSeq and is a predicted model, not a curated record. Bases 19 to 8436 code for a protein of 2805 amino acids. Lineage: Eukaryota; Metazoa; Chordata; Actinopteri; Siluriformes; Clariidae. Gene Ontology annotation, cellular component: membrane; neuron projection.
CACCGUCAUGCGCGCAGGAUGGAUGUGAAGGAGCGCAGGCCGUACUGCUCGCUGAGGGAGAGUCGCAGAGAGAAGGAGAGACGCUACACACACUCGUCCGGGGGAGAAAGCGACGAGUGCCGCGUCCCCACGCAGAAAUCCUACAGCUCCAGCGAAACACUCAAAGCCUUCGAGCACGACUCGCAACGCCUGCUGUACAGCGGCCGCGCGAAAGAGAGAGAGCACAGAGACACGGACGAGUACAGCCGGCCAGGUGUGUGUGCUCAGACACACAUAAGUCAGAACUUCACCCUGAGGCAGUUGGGGAUCUGUGAGCCGGCCACGCGUCGCGGGUUAGCGUUCUGCUCUGAGAUGGGCCUCCCCCAUCGCGGCUACUCGGUUGGUACCGGCUCAGAUCUAGACGCUGACCACGAGGCGGUGAUGUCGCCGGACCGCGCCAUGCGUCUGUGGGGUGGGGGGGUGAAGUCCGCGCGCAGCUCCUGUCUGUCCAGCAGAUCCAACUCGGCCCUCACUCUCACCGACACGGAGCACGACAACAAGUCCGACAGCGACAACGGUUCUCCCAUGCCAUCCCCUCUCUGCAGUCCAUCUGAUCACUCACUCCAUCCUCCGCCCCGCAGCGCUGAGUCCGAGUCGGACGACGAGCUCACACACACGCACUGCAGAGAGCACACACACACUGCAGCCCAUGAGCAAGUGGCCAAUCAACAUCAGCAGGGCCAGUCGGCUCCUCCCGCCUUGCCUCCGGCUCCUCCCCCUCACAAGCCGUUGGUGACGGCGCUGAACCACAGCUCAGUGAUUGGCCGGCGGAACGGAAGCCCCGCCCCUCCUCCGCCCGCCGAGCUGCCCACCACACCCGAGUCCGUCCCGCUGCAGGACAGCUGGGUCCUGGGCAGCAAUGUGCCGCUGGAGAGCCGAAAAUUAACAAAGCAAGCAGUUCUCCAAAACGGCCAUGAGAGCCUGAUAGAGAUGGAUGCGUUGAAUCCCGUGAGCCAAGAGGGCGGCUAUGGAGACGGGCACUUCCUCUUUAAGACAGGCACAGGAACGACCCCACUGUUCAGCACGGCCACUCCGGGCUACACCAUGGCUACGGGGGCGGUGUACUCGCCCCCCACGCGGCCCCUGCCUCGUAACACGCUGUCCCGCAGCGCCUUCAAGUUCAAGAAAUCGUCCAAGUACUGUUCGUGGAGGUGCACGGCUCUCAGCGCGGUCGCCGUGUCCGUCCUUCUCUCCAUCAUCCUCUGCUACUGCGUCUCGAUGCAUCUCUUUGGACUGAACUGGCAGCUGCAGGAGACGGAUAAUUUAGCUUUUGAGAAUGGACAGGUCAAACCGGAUGGCACAACAUCUCAUGGAGUCACCACACUUUCAGCUGAGCAUGGUAAAGGGGGCGUGUACGUUCAGGAGAACAACACCAUAGACACAGGUGAGGUUGAUGUGGGGAGACGGGCGGUGCAGGACGUUCCUCCUGGAAUGUUUUGGCGUUCUCAGCUCUUCAUAGAUCAGCCGCAGUCACUCAAGUUCAACAUCUCACUGCAGAGGGGCGCACUCGUCGGAGUGUACGGGCGCAAGGGCCUGCCGCCUUCACACACUCAGUACGACUUUGUGGAGUUGCUGGACGGCAGCCGUUUGAUCUCGAAGGAGAAGCGAGGUCUGGUGGAAACAGAAGCAUCUCUGAGGAGAGCGAGAUCUGUGAACAUCCACGAGGCUGAAUUCAUCCGCUUCCUCGACUCUGGGAUCUGGCACCUGGCUUUCUACAACGACGGCAAAAACACCGAACAAGUUUCCUACAACACCAUCAUCAUUGAUUCUGUGACCGAGUGCCCUCACAAUUGCCAUGGCAACGGAGACUGUCGCUCAGGAACGUGUCAUUGUUUCCCAGGGUUCCUUGGGCCUGACUGCUCACGAGCUGCGUGCCCAGUGUUGUGCAGUGGAAACGGUCAGUACUCCAGGGGGCGCUGUUUGUGCUACAGUGGCUGGAAAGGCACAGAAUGCGACGUACCCAACAACCAAUGCGUCGAUGUCCACUGUGGCGGCCAUGGGAUCUGCAUCAUGGGGGCGUGUGUGUGUAAUGCCGGAUACAAGGGUGAAAACUGCGAGGAAGUGGACUGUCUUGACCCGUCGUGUUCUGGGCGAGGUGUGUGUAUCCGAGGUGUGUGUCACUGUAAUUCCGGUUUUUCGGGGCCGAGCUGUGAGCAGCAGAAAAUCCUUUGUCCUGAACAGUGCUCCGGUCACGGAAAGUACCAAAGCGACAGUGGAACCUGCACCUGUGAUGAGAACUGGACCGGGCCGGACUGUUCCAUUGAAGUGUGUGCGGUGGACUGCGGAAAUCACGGAGUGUGUAUGGGCGGCAGCUGCCGCUGUGAGGAAGGCUGGACCGGGUCAGUGUGUGACGUGAAGGCAUGUCACCCGCGCUGCACCGAACACGGAACCUGCAAAGACGGCAAGUGUGAGUGUCAUCAGGGCUGGACUGGAGAGCACUGCACCGUGGCUCACCCGGAGACGUAUGUCCAAGGAGAGAGGAUAGGAUUUAAAGAGGGAUGCCCGGGACUGUGUAACAGUAAUGGCCGCUGUACUCUGGAUCAGAACGGGUGGCAUUGUGUGUGCCAGCCUGGUUGGAGGGGGAUUGGUUGUGACGUCGCCAUGGAAACUCUCUGCGCAGAUGGCAAGGACAAUGAAGGAGAUGGCCUAGCGGACUGCAUGGACCCGGAUUGUUGUCUCCAGACCACAUGUGUGUCUCAGUCGUUCUGCCGCGGCUCCCCCGACCCCGCCGACAUCAUCAGCCACGGCCAAUCAGCUUCUCCGCAGCAGGCGGCGCAGUCCUUCUACCAGCGAAUCAGCUUCCUGCUCGGGCCAGAGGGCACGCAUGUCAUCACAGGGGACAACCCUUUCAACAAGAGUCUGGUCUCUAUAAUCCGAGGUCAGGUGCUCACUGCAGACGGAACGCCGCUGAUCGGAGUGAACGUCUCCUUCGUGCACUUCCCUGAACAUGGAUACACCAUCACCCGCCAGGAUGGCAUGUUCGACAUCCUGGCCAAUGGCGGCGCGUCUCUGACUCUGAGUUUUGAGCGCGCUCCCUUCCUGCCGCAGCAGCGAACCGUGUGGGUGCCAUGGAACGUGUUUUACGUGAUGGACACACUGGUGCUGAAGAAAGAGCAGAACGACAUCCCCAGCUGUGACCUGAGCGGGUUCGUCAGGCCCAGCCCACUCAUCGUGACCACGCCUCUUUCUACCUUCUUCAGAUCUGCACCUGAGAACGGACCGAUCAUUCCCGAGACGCAGGUUCUCCAGGAGGACACGGUGAUCCCGGGCAGCGACCUGAACCUGGUGUACCUGAGUUCUCGAGCGGCCGGGUACCGUCCCGUCCUGAGGGUCACCAUGACCCAGUCCACCAUCCCCUUCAACCUGAUGAAGGUGCACCUGAUGGUGGCUGUCGUGGGACGCCUCUUCCAGAAGUGGUUCCCUGCAGAACCCAACCUGUCCUACACCUUCAUCUGGGACAAGACGGACGCCUACAACCAGCGCGUGUACGGCCUGAGCGAGGCAGUCGUGUCUGUGGGGUUCGAGUACGAGUCAUGUCUGGACCUGAUCCUGUGGGAGAAGAGGACGGCCGUCCUUCAGGGUUACGAACUCGACGCUUCUAACAUGGGCGGGUGGACGCUGGACAAACACCACGUGCUGGACGUCCAGAACGGUAUUCUGUAUAAGGGCAACGGCGAAAACGUGUUUAUUUCCCAGCAGCCCCCGGUGAUCAGCAGCAUUAUGGGUAACGGGCGGAGGCGCAGUAUCUCCUGUCCCAGCUGUAACGGCCAGGCCGAUGGGAACAAGCUGCUGGCUCCUGUGGCUCUGGCCUGCGGGUCGGACGGCAGCAUCUACGUGGGAGAUUUUAACUACAUCAGACGCAUCUUCCCUUCAGGAAACGUCACCAGUGUCAUGGAGCUCAGAAAUAAAGACUUCAGACACAGCAACAAUCCAGCGCAUAAGUACUACCUGGCGACAGACCCGAUGUCGGGGCAGCUGUACGUGUCCGAUACGAACUCACGCAGGAUCUUUAGACCCAAAGUUCUGACAGGAGUGAAGGAGCUGCUGCAGAACGCUGAGGUGGUGGCAGGAACCGGAGAACAGUGCUUACCCUUCGACGAGAACCGCUGUGGGGACGGAGGGAAGGCCACCGAGGCUCUCCUGCUGGGUCCUAAAGGCAUUGCGGUGGAUAAAAAUGGAUUAAUCUACUUCGUUGACGGGACGAUGAUCCGCAAAGUGGACCGUAACGGCAUCAUAUCAACAUUGCUGGGGUCGAACGAUCUGACCUCUGCACGACCUUUGACCUGUGACACAAGCAUGCAUAUCGGGCAGGUGCGUUUGGAGUGGCCAACAGACUUGGCCAUCAACCCCAUGGAUAACUCGAUUUAUGUGCUCGACAACAACGUUGUACUUCAGAUCACGGAGAACCGGCAGGUGCGGAUCGUAGCGGGACGCCCCAUGCACUGUCAGGUUCCGGGCAUCGAGUACGCUCUGGGAAAACGUGCCAUCCAGACCACCCUGGAGGGCGCCACGGCCAUCGCCGUGUCCUUCAGCGGCGUGCUGUACAUCGCCGAGAGCGACGAGAAGAAGAUCAACCGGGUACGGCAAGUGAGCACAGACGGAGAGAUCACGCACCUGGCAGGGGCGCCAUCCGAGUGCGACUGCAAAAACGACGCCAACUGUGACUGCUACCUCACGGGAGAUGGCUACGCUAAAGACGCUAGGUUAAACGCCCCGUCUUCGCUGGUUGUCUCUCCUGAUGGAACCCUUUACGUCGCCGAUCUGGGCAACAUUCGUAUCCGAGCCAUCUCGCGCAACCGUCCUCCUCUGGCGUCGUCCGGGUUUCAUGAAGUGGCCUCUCCAGCGGCGCAGGAGCUCUACAUUUUCGAUGUGAACGGCACGCACCAGCACACCAUGAGCCUCGUCACCGGUGACUACAUGUACAACUUCAGCUACAGCAACGAGGGUGACGUCACCGCCGUCGCCGACGGCAACGGCAACACGCUGCGCAUCCGCCGGGACCCCAACCGCAUGCCCGUGCGCCUCGUCGCCCCCGACAACCAGGUGAUUUGGAUCACCAUUAGCACCAACGGAGGCCUGAAGACGCUAACGGCACAGGGACAGGAGCUCACGCUCUUCACCUACCACGGCAACAGCGGGCUGCUCGCCACCAAGAGCACCCAGAUCGGCUGGACGACCUUCUACGACUAUGACAGUGAAGGAAGGCUGACAAACGUCACCUUCCCCACAGGAGUUAUCACCAGCCUGAUCGAGGAGAUGGACCGAGCGCUCACAGUGGAUAUUGAGACUUCCGGAAGAGACGAUGAUGUCAGCAUUACCACAAACCUCUCCUCCAUCGACUCGUUCUACACACUCGUACAAGAUCAGUUGAGGAACAGCUAUCAGGUGGGUUAUGACAGUUCUCUGAGGGUCAUCUACGCCAACGGCAUGGACUCCCACUACCAGACCGAGCCUCACAUCCUGGCGGGUGCAGCAAACCCUACGGUGGCCCGGAGGAACAUGAGCCUCCCUGGAGAGAAUGGCCAGAACCUUGUGGAGUGGAGAUUCAGGAAGGAGCAGACCAGGGGCAAGGUCAUAGUGUUUGGACGCAAGCUGAGGGUGAACGGGAGGAACCUGCUGUCGGUGGAUUACGACCGCACUUUGAAAACGGAGAAGAUUUAUGAUGACCAUCGUAAAUUCCUGCUGAAGAUCGUGUACGAUGCGGCGGGUCAUCCUGCGCUCUGGGUUCCCAGCAGUAAACUCAUGUCCGUGAACCUGACCUACUCGAGCAGCGGCCAGGUGACGAGCAUCCAGCGAGGGGCGACUGCAGAGAGGGUGGAGUACGACAGCCAGGGACGCAUCAUCUCCAGAACCUUUGCUGAUGGCAAGUCGUGGAGCUAUACCUACCUGGAUAAGUCUAUGGUGCUCCUUCUUCACAGCCAGCGACAGUACAUCUUCGACUUCGACCUGCAAGACAGGCUCUCUGCCAUUACAAUGCCCAGCGUCGCACGUCACACCAUGGAGACCAUCAGAUCUAUCGGCUACUACCGCAACAUCUAUCAUCCACCUGAGAGCAACGCCUCGGUCACUGUGGAUUACAGCGAGGACGGACAGCUCCUCCGCGUGGCACACCUGGGCACCGGACGCCGCAUCCUCUAUAAGUACAGAAGGCAGAACAAGAUCUCAGAGAUCCUUUAUGACACCACACGUGUGAGUUUUACAUAUGAUGAGACAUCUGGCGUUCUAAAGACGGUGAACUUGCAAAGUGAAGGAUUUAUCUGCUCCAUCCGAUAUCGUCAGAUUGGCCCGCUGGUAGACAGACAGAUCUUCCGAUUUAGCGAGGAUGGCAUGGUCAAUGCCCGCUUUGACUACUCUUACGACAACAGCUUCCGGGUCACCAGCAUGCAAGGGGUCAUCAACGAGACACCACUACCCAUUGACCUCUACCAAUUCGAUGACAUCUCAGGAAAAGUGGAGCAGUUUGGCAAGUUUGGAGUCAUCUAUUAUGACAUUAAUCAGAUCAUCUCGACGGCUGUCAUGACCUACACCAAACACUUCGAUGUACACGGCCGCAUCAAGGAGAUUCAGUACGAGAUCUUUCGGUCCCUUAUGUACUGGAUUACCAUACAGUAUGACAACAUGGGCCGCGUCACCAAGCGCGAGAUCAAGAUCGGACCUUUUGCUAACACUACCAAGUACAGCUAUGAGUACGAUGUGGACGGCCAGCUGCAGACUGUCUACUUGAACGAGAAGAUGAUGUGGCGGUACAGCUACGAUCUCAACGGCAACCUUCACUUGUUAAACCCGGGUAACAGCGCUCGGCUCACGCCGCUCCGUUAUGACCUCCGGGAUCGCAUCACGCGCCUUGGUGACGUCCAGUACCGCAUGGACGAAGACGGAUUCCUGCGCCAGAGAGGCACUGAGAUUUUCGAGUACAACUCCAAAGGCCUUCUGGUACGAGUUCACAGCAAGGCCAAUGGUUGGACUAUCCAGUAUCGAUACGAUGGACUGGGGAGGCGACUGGCAUCCAGGAACAGCCUCGGUCAGCACCUUCAGUUCUUUUAUGCUGAUCUGAACUACCCUACACGCAUCACCCAUGUCUACAACCAUUCCAGCUCGGAGAUCACCUCGCUCUACUAUGACCUGCAAGGCCACCUUUUUGCUAUGGAGAUUAGCAGUGGAGAGGAGUUCUACAUUGCUUGUGACAACACCGGCACUCCCCUAGCUGUCUUUAGCAGUAAUGGGCUGCUCCUCAAGCAGGUUCAGUACACUGCUUAUGGAGAGAUCUACUUUGACUCCAACCCUGACUUCCAGCUGGUAAUUGGCUUCCAUGGAGGAUUGUACGACCCACUUACAAGGCUCCUUCACUUUGGAGAAAGAGACUAUGACAUUCCUGCUGGCCGCUGGACCACCCCAGAUAUUAGCACCUGGACCAGAGUGGGAAAAGAUCCUGCCCCUUUUAACCUGUACAUGUUUCGCAACAACAACCCUAUUAGUAAAGUGCAUGAUGUCAAAGAGUAUGUCACAGACGUCAACAUCUGGCUGGUAACAUUUGGCUUUCACCUUCACAAUGCCAUCCCUGGAUUCCCGAUUCCUAAAUUCGAUCUCACGCAGCCAUCACUGGAGAUGAGAAAGAGUCAGCUCUGGGAUGACCUUCCGGCCAUCUCAGGCGUCCAAGAGGAAGUGACACGUCAGGCCAAGGCGUUCUUAUCUUUCGAGAGGAUGCCAGAGAUUCAGUUUAGCCGGCGGCGCUCUGCACGGGAUAAACCCUGGCUGUGGUUUGCCACUGUUAAGUCAUUAAUUGGUAAAGGCGUGAUGCUCGCAAUCACCAGCAAAGGCCAAGUGGCAACGAACGCUCUGAACAUCGCCAACGAAGACUGCAUCAAGGUGGCAGCUGUGCUGAACAAUGCCUUCUACCUGGAAGACCUGCACUUCACGAUCGAGGGUCGCGAUACACAUUACUUCAUCAAGACCAGCCUUCCCGAAAGUGACCUCGGGGCUUUACGGCUGACAAGUGGGCGCCGCAGCUUGGAGAACGGUGUCAACGUGACCGUGUCGCAGUCGACCACGGUGGUGAACGGGCGUACGCGGCGAUUCGCAGACGUCGAGCUCCAGUACGGCUCACUCGCCCUGCAUGUCCGCUAUGGCAUGACACUUGAUGAGGAAAAGGCACGGGUGCUGGAGCAGGCUCGUCAGAGAGCUCUAGCAAGCGCGUGGCAAAGAGAACAGCAAAGGGUCCGAGAGGGCGAGGAAGGUGCCAGGCUCUGGACCGAAGGUGAGAAACGGCAACUCCUGAGCUCAGGAAAGGUUCUGGGCUACGACGGCUACUACGUGCUCUCUGUAGAGCAGUACCCCGAGCUAGCCGACAGCGCCAACAACAUCCAGUUCUUGAGGCAGAGCGAGAUUGGGAAGAGGUAACAACCGACUGCAGGGCGAUGCUUUAGCUGGGAAGAAGUACCAACAGACUGCACUGUGCCUAGCUGCCUCUCUCGUUUAUCACGUAGAAAAGACAUGAGAUGAGCUCCGUAACCGACAUGUCUCUCCCUCUGCAGCAUCGAAAUGAACUCUUUCCCGAAAGCACUCGAUAAGAACGUUUUUUUUUUAAAAACUUCUGGAGGUAACAGACUGUUACUUAGCUGACAGUUUUCUCAGACUGAAGAGCGAAAAGAAGAGAAGUACUGACUCAAGCGCUCAGUCCUGCCUCAGUUGCCUCACACUCUCUUGCCCAAAUACCCCUCUCUAUACCGAAUAUACUCACUAAUAGCCCCCGCCCCCAAACACAGGGUAGACAGACGCUGCCUCUCUAUGUUACCGUGUACAAAAACCCUGAGACGAGCUCCGUAAAAAGUCACGCUGCAGCAUUGGGCAGAUAAGCAAACCCUCUCAGAAGAUUAAAAAUUUUUAAAAACUCUUCAAUCUGAAUCUUUUUUUGUGCUUUUUCUUUUUGUAUAAAAUUCUUAACGGUGGUACGCAUAAUGGAAUUUUAAAAAAAGGAAGAAAAUAAGGAGCGUGUUUACAAAACCACUGCACUUGGCUAACGGACUAACGUGUACAGAGCCUCUGGGUCGCAUCUCUCACUCUGAAAGUUCUUCUUGCUAUCAGUAAAAAAAAAAGUUUUGUGGAUUUUUCGGAUAGCGAGACAUACAGCCGUACACAGAACUGAAACGGCACGCGAUUCUUUCCUGCUUCGCUUUCUUUUAAGGACGUUGUUACGAUUCAAGUAUUCAGUCGAGUCUGCGUGUUCAAUGUCAUUGCUGAACCAGCUGGCGGAUGUAGAGUAGAGAGCAAAACAAAAUGAAAAAAAAAAUUAUAUAUCAUACCUGGCCUGUCUUUUGACAAGAGAUGUGAGAGUAUCUUUAUGGAUUUUUUUUUUUAAACUUGAAAAAAAAUCCACUUAUCCGUACAUCAAUAUUAGUCUCAGAGAAAAUAAUUUAUGUACAGUGUUUAUACAUACAUACAAAAAAAAACACACACAAAAAUAAAACCUUGACUGAUGUUGACUUUCUUUUUUUUCCCCCGUCUUGUCAUGCAUUACUGUUUACACUUCAUGAAGUUUAAUAUUUGAUCUUAUCAGAAUUUAUGGUAAUGCUAAUUGAAAUAAAAUCAGCUGUACUGUCUCAUUAAUCGCCACAUUUUCAUCUCUUACAGUUUUUUCUUUUUGCACAUGUUUUUUUUGUUUUAAAGUUCUUGUCUGGUUUCGUUGCUUAGCUGCGUUUUGUCACUGUAAUGGAGGUGAUGUACGCAGACGAUCGGCAGUUCCGACCAGGCUUUAGGUAUUAGUUAGAAAUAAAUGGCUAUUCUGUUAAAUCGGUUCCGGAUUACUAGCGUGUUAAUAUCGUAAUUCUAAUCAGCACCGAGCUAAUCAUGUUCACGCGCAGGUUUGAUUUAGAUUUGAAAUAGUCGCCGGUUUUAGACGGAUAUCGGUGAGCACGCACGAAUCGGAGACGUGAACGGCAAACGAAUAGAGCAUCUGACAUUAAAAAUCUCUUUUACAUACGAACAUCGGUGAAGGAUUGCGAGUGCAAAUAAGCAGAAGGUGUGUCGAGAGUGGGUUUUUUUCCCCCCCGCUUGCCUUCAUUCAUACACUUCUGCCUCAUGGCUGAAAGCAAUUUAGUUUGGAUCGAGUUAUCUUACUGUCGCGACAAAUUUGACUUCUGAGGCCUUUGUAAAAAAAAAAAAAAAAAAAAACAAGAACAAAAAAAAACAUGAGAACGUACUGCUCUUUUUGUUUCUUAUUUAGUUUUUUUUUUUCUACGGCGAAGCCUAUUUUUGUAUUAAUGAAUACAUGAAUGAAAAGGCAUCUAAAAUGAACAUUAAAAAAAAAAGGGACAGCGUGGUUUUCCAUGGGUUUAAACGUCCAGUCCUUUCUGACGGCUGUGGUUUUGGUCCAAGCGCUGUGCGUUUGGCUGCUCUGAUCCGACAAAACAUUAAACUCCUUUCCUGAUUUGACAAUCCACUUGUCGCGCUUCAUAACAAAAACACGAUGCGACCAGAGCGGCUUCGUGACCCUCGAGUACUAAACAAAGUAUUAAAAAAAAAAAAAAAACAGCUACAUCCUGAGCACGCAUAACACCGCACGCCAUUUCACUGGCACAGACGCACUUAUGAAAGGCCGUGGAGGUUUAGUGAAGAAGGUAGAGAAAAAGGGAAAAGCGAACGAGGUUUGUAGCUUCGCCGUUUGUUGCAUGCGUAUGAUGUAAAACUGCCUAGCUAAAACCACUUCAACCCCUGUAAAGGUCAUUUUCAGAAGUCGGAUGUGAUUGAACGCAUUGCUUUGAUGGAUUAUUUACUAUAUAUGCUUUUUACUCCAGCUCAUUAUGUAACAGUCAUUUUUUUUUUUUUUUUCAAAAUGAAGACUGCAUCGAAUGUGUGUGUGUGUGUGCGUGUGUAAUGUACGGAAUGUUUUUUUUUUUCCUUAAUCUCAUAAUGCUCCACUCUGUCCCGUAGGACUGUACGGCCUCAUGAAGGUGUGUCAAAGUUUAAAAAGGACAUAAAAAAAAAUAAUAGUAAAAUAGUCCAUUCAGCCUUGUUUAUAUGCACUUCUUUCUGUUUUAUGGAAGAUAUUUCUUUUCUUUUUUUAAACAAAAUUGUUCCUUUUUGUACGAUAAAAACUGGAGCAGAGGUAAAAGCCGGCGCGAGUACAAACGGUCUCGCUGUCUGGCUUUCUGAAAGGACUACGAACGCGCUUCGCUCAUGUUCCUGUUUGUUUUUUGGGGUUUUCUUGUUUGUCUGAUGAGGUUUUAAUAAAAAUGUCUGGAGUGCAGUUAAGAGCCUGGAUACACAGACGCAUAAUACAAAAAAACUGAGAACUUUUAAAGCACUUGAGUUUGAUGCACUGAUUAGGCAAUCGUUUGCAAGUUCAAUCCACAUGUCAGUCUGAUGACGUGUUUUACUGCCACUUACUGUACAUACAUAUGGAAGGCAGCAGAGAUCUUAGACUGGUGAUCAGAUUUAUUAACUACUGACAGAAAGAAUGAAAGAAAGAAAGGCAAUGUGUGUGAAAUACGACGGUGGUGAAGUGUAUCCAGGCCUUUAAGUGCAAUUGUAUGAAACUAAUCUCGAGAAGGUCACUGCUGGACCCAUGACAUUUUUACUUUGCAACAUGUUAACGCUCCACAGACACCAAUCAUUUAAAUAAAAAUGUAAUACUCAAAA